AUGGAAUCCAGUUUUUUGUUGGGAAACGCCCAGAUUGUGGACUGGCCCGUAGUUUAUAGUAAUGACGGUUUUUGUAAACUCUCUGGAUACCAUCGAGCUGACGUCAUGCAGAAGAGUAGCACUUGCAGUUUUAUGUAUGGUGAACUGACAGACAAGAAGACCAUUGAAAAAGUCAGACAGACUUUCGACAACUAUGAGUCAAACUGCUUUGAAAUUCUCCUCUACAAGAAAAACAGAACCCCAGUUUGGUUCUACAUGCAAAUUGCACCUAUAAGAAAUGAGCAUGAAAAAGUGGUUUUGUUCUUGUGUACUUUUAAGGAUAUCACUUUAUUCAAACAACCAAUUGAAGAUGAUUCAACAAAAGGUUGGACCAAGUUUGCUCGGCUGACACGGGCCCUGACGAACAGCCGGAGUGUGCUGCAGCAGCUGACCCCGAUGAACAAGGCCGAGGUGGUGCACAAGCACUCCCGCUUAGCUGAAGUUCUCCAGCUGGGAUCUGAUAUUCUUCCUCAGUACAAGCAAGAAGCUCCAAAGACUCCACCACACAUUAUACUACACUAUUGUGCUUUUAAGACCACUUGGGACUGGGUCAUCUUAAUUCUAACCUUCUACACAGCAAUUAUGGUUCCAUAUAACGUGUCCUUCAAGACAAAACAGAACAACAUUGCCUGGCUCGUGCUGGACAGUGUAGUGGAUGUUAUUUUUCUGGUUGACAUUGUUUUGAACUUUCAUACGACCUUUGUUGGCCCUGGUGGAGAGGUUAUAUCUGAUCCCAAACUCAUACGGAUGAACUACCUGAAAACGUGGUUUGUGAUUGAUCUUCUGUCCUGUUUACCAUAUGACAUCAUCAAUGCCUUUGAGAAUGUGGAUGAGGGAAUCAGUAGCCUCUUCAGUUCCUUAAAAGUGGUGCGUCUUCUACGGCUUGGUCGAGUUGCCAGGAAGUUGGACCAUUAUCUGGAAUAUGGUGCUGCUGUGCUGGUGCUGUUGGUGUGUGUGUUUGGGCUGGUGGCCCACUGGCUAGCCUGCAUAUGGUACAGCAUCGGGGACUACGAGGUUAUAGAUGAACUCACCAACACAAUCAAAACAGACAGUUGGCUUUACCAGUUGGCCCUGAGCAUUGGGACACCAUAUCGAUACAACACCACUGGCUCGGGGCAGUGGGAAGGAGGACCCAGCAAAGACUCCUUGUACAUAUCCUCUCUCUACUUUACCAUGACAAGCCUUACAACGAUAGGAUUUGGAAACAUAGCACCGACCACUGAUGGAGAGAAGAUUUUUUCCGUGGCCAUGAUGAUGGUUGGCUCUCUUCUUUAUGCAACUAUUUUUGGAAACGUCACCACCAUUUUCCAGCAAAUGUAUGCCAACACCAACCGAUACCAUGAGAUGCUGAACAAUGUGAGGGAUUUCCUAAAAUUAUAUCAAGUCCCCAAAGGCCUUAGUGAAAGAGUCAUGGAUUAUAUUGUCUCAACUUGGUCCAUGUCUAAAGGAAUUGACACAGAAAAGGUUCUCUCAAUUUGCCCAAAGGACAUGAGGGCAGAUAUUUGUGUGCACCUGAACCGGAAGGUUUUUAACGAGCACCCUGCCUUCCGGCUGGCCAGCGACGGCUGCCUGCGGGCCCUGGCCGUGGAGUUCCAGACCAUCCACUGCGCCCCAGGGGACCUCAUCUAUCACGCUGGGGAAAGCGUCGAUGCUCUUUGCUUUGUGGUCUCAGGAUCCUUGGAAGUCAUCCAGGACGACGAGGUGGUGGCUAUUUUAGGUAAAGGUGAUGUGUUUGGUGAUAUCUUCUGGAAGGAAACCAGCCUGGCCCACGCAUGUGCCAACGUUCGGGCUCUGACAUACUGCGACCUGCAUAUUAUCAAACGAGAAGCCUUGCUUAAAGUGUUGGACUUCUAUACCGCUUUUGCAAACUCCUUCUCGAGGAAUCUCACGCUCACCUGCAAUUUGAGGAAGCGGAUCAUCUUCCGGAAGAUCAGCGAUGUCAAGAAGGAAGAAGAGGAACGCCUGCGCCAGAAGAACGAGGUGACACUGAGCAUCCCUGUGGACCACCCUGUGCGGAAACUCUUCCAGAAAUUCAAACAGCAAAAGGAGAUGCGCAAUCAAGGCUCAACCCACGUCGACCCGGAAAGGAACCAGCUUCAGGUGGAAAGCCGGAGCGUGCAGAACGGGGCCUCCAUCACGGGCACCAGCGUGGUCACUGUGUCUCAGAUCACCCCCAUCCAGACCACCCUGGCCUACAUGAAAACCAGUGAGGCCGUGAAGCAGAACAACCGGGAUGCGAUGGAGCUCAAGCCAAACGGAAACGGGGACCAAAAAUGUCUCAAAGUGAACAGUCCCAUGCGGAUGAAAAAUGGGAACGGGAAGGGGUGGCUUCGGCUGAAGAACACGAUGGGGGCCCAUGAGGAGAAGAAGGAGGACUGGAACAACGUCACAAAGGCCGAGUCCAUGGGGUUGCUGUCCGACGACCCCAAGUCCAAUGACUCGGAGAACGGUGUAAAUAAAAACCCGUUGAGGAAAACAGACUCUUGUGACAGUGGAAUAACAAAAAGUGACCUUCGCUUGGAUAAAGCUGGUGAGACUCGGAGCCCCCUGGAACACAGCCCCAUUCAGGCGGAUGCCAGGUGUCCUUUCUACCCCAUUCCUGAGCAGGCCUUACAAACCACGCUGCAGGAAGUCAAGCACGAACUCAAAGAAGACAUCCAGCUGCUAAGCAGUAGGAUGGCUGCCCUUGAGAAGCAGGUGGCAGAAAUUUUAAAAUUAUUGUCUGAAAAGAACGUAUCCCAGAUCUCUUCCCCCAAGUCUCAUUUAUCACCCCAACUACCCCCCCAGAUAUCCUGUCAGGAUAUUUUUAGUGUUUCAAGGCCUGCAUCACCUGAAUCAGAAAAAGAUGAAAUCCACUUUUAGCAUAUACCUAUGUGUAUAUAUGUAUACAGUAUAUAUGCAGAGCUGUAUAUAUACCUUUAUACAUAUAUAUAUAUGUGUGUGUGUAUAUGGUAAAUAUAUAUACAUAUAUAUUUUCACUUGCAUCCAAUAUGACUUGAACACACCAAGGAUUUUGAUAUGUAAAUAUUGCAUGUCCAGCUGGAUUCUGGCCUGCCAAAGAAAGCAAUUAUUAACAUAGAUAUUGCUUGUAUAAUAUGCAGUUGACUGCAUGCACACUUUACCUUUAUUUAUAAUCUCUAUUAUGUAAUAAAAGAAUGACUUUUGUUUAACAAAGGCAAUGUACUAUUUAAAGAAUCAGGGUCUAACCUGCCAAUAUUGCCAUGACAGUUUUGAUCUCAGGCUGGGUGAAUUGAGCUUUUAUUUCCUCACUGUCUUUUCUGCCGAGUUAAACAGUAGAUUAAUAUGACGUGAAGGACACGUUCAGACUCCUGUUAGUAUUGUUUCCUGGUAUCAUUCCAUGACAAUAUACUGUAUAUUUGGUGAUGAAUUCCCCUACUCCUCCUACAGGGAGGGCUCAGCUCAGUGGGCAGGGAAGGGCACCAUGCCUGGUGCUGGGGUGGAUCACUGGAAUUUAUUUGUGUGGGUAUUGUGCAUGCACAGCCUUUUAUUUCAAGUAUCCUCCUGCUCUGUUAACAUCGUAAGUAAGAAAUAAUAAUAAUAAUAGCAAUUUAUGUAACAAAAUGAAACUAACAGAAACUCAGUUGCACUGGGUGUUUGGGGGUAACUUCUUUCAUGAAAGCCUCCUUUUACUGAUGCCAUUUUUACUGAACUGUUAGAGUAACAUUAUGUAAAUUCUCUUUGCAGCACUCAGUGAUGGUGUCCGGUUCUGUCAGUAUCUUCAUUAGCAUGUCCCAUUUUUGUAGGGUUGAGAUUGCUCUCCCACUGUCCCCCCUAUUGCCCUUGGCAGAAAGACUUUGCAUGAUGUCUGAGCAAGGGAGAGAACAAUUGUAGUUCAGCCUCUUGCGAGCAGGUUUGAAAGCCCGAAGUUAAAAGGCUGAAGUUAAUCCCCUUCCACUCUCUUUCCUGAGGUCGUUUAUCAGUCUGCAACUGCAUUUAGAAAGAGAGAAAACAACCAUUCAGGGUGAAAUUCCCUUUAUCUAAGGCACCUGGAUGAUGAUGUGUGGGUGGGAGAGUGGUGGGUGUGAGGGGAGAUGGAGUCCUCCCUAGGGUGCUACCUGCUGCUCUUACCUUGGACUCAUGGAAGGUUUCAGUGCAGGAAGGGGGGACACUUCAAGAGCAGGCUUGCAGUGCCCACCCAGCCAGUCACCAUAGUUACUGAUUCCCUUAGGUCUGUGUCAGAGGCUCUGACCCACCUCUGAGCUGACUCCCAUCUUCCAGUCUUGGAUCACGUUCAGAUGCCAUUUCCACCUCCUAGGCUGGAGCAUUACUCUCCAUGUGGUUUUGCUGGCUUAGCAGGGCUGCAGCAGGGCAGGCUUUGCACUGGAUCCUGUUUGAUCUCCAAUUUUGAGCUGAGAUUUUGGACUCCGCUUGUGUCUGCACCUGAGAGUGGUGGAGUUUUUUGCCUCUCCAUUUGCACUGGUUUGAAUCCAGGUAUAUGCAAUGCAUAGCAGAAACUGCCAUUGCAGCUUCAGAGUUGUUGCCUGGUAUGGCUUGAGGUCAGCCCAGCAGAGCACAAUGGCUUCUUCAGAGAAGGAUUCCCCCUGCCUCCAAUUUAAAUGACCUCUUGCAUCAAGAUCCCGUGUUUUCGAAAGUGCCUUGAGUAAAACACAUAUGUACCACAAGGCAUCACUAUGAAUCAGGUAUAUCAAAUAUAUGUUUAUAAUUAGUGGGCAUCCUUACCACAAACUGAUAUUAGAUCCAUUACUUAACAUUAGAAAACUAAACUAAACUAAACUAAAUCGCUUCCUGAAAAACUAACAGAAACCCCUAAACCCAAACAAACCAUCAUUUGCAAUAGUGGCAACUAGGAACCUACAUCUUAGGGUGAAUGUGUCUUCAGCUAUGAGACCGAAACCCCUAAACCUCGAAAAGCUCAUAAGAAAGCCAAAGAAGUCAUUGCUUCUAUUAUGUCAACUUAUGGAGGCUUUUUGGGUGAUGAUAGUCUUUCUUAUUUGCUGUUCUUUUCUGUCCUGUUUCUGCCACUUUCUUUAGGAAAUUAUAGACACCCAAAAAAAAAAAAAAAACAGUUUAAAAAAAAAAAAAAAAAAACAAGAGGGAAGUAUAAAAAAAACCAUGGAAAGGGACAGCUCUUCCCAAAGCUUGGUGGUCAGACCGCCUGCUCAUUAUAGUUUUCCGCAGCUGUGGUGGCUGCUGUCAAAAUUUUCGGUGGUAUUUUGCAGCUGCUGUUCUGACACAAGUGCAGUUCCACAACUCUGCAGCCGUGCUUUGGACUGCAAGAACAAUCCGCACCUGCAGAACAGCAGGACCUUCCAUGUCCUACGAUAAAUCCCACCCUGAGACUCUGAAAGAAUGGGGGGGUUAUAGGCUUAGGGAGUUACAUGAUUGCUGCAGGCUGCUGGAGUCUGCACAGACCUUGUGGGUACAGUUUUUAAGUGCCAAGCUUUGAAGUGUUGAAUGUUCUUGCCUGACUUGGUUUGUUGGUCAGGACAGACACUGGGUGACCACCCAGAGCUGCCUGGUGAAUAGCUGAGGCACACAGGCUGUCUGGGGGCCAGGUUUUGGUAAAGUUCCUUGAAUGCAUGAAUCUGCCAUGAAGAGAUGCUGCAAAAGAGCCAGCAGGAUAAUGGGGGGUGACUUUUUUAGAAAGCUUUAGCCUUAAUGGCAUUCCUCUGCCUUUGUGACAGACUUCUUUUCUUUCUCUGUAACUGAUAUUAAUUCUAGGUAGAACUGCAUGGCAUGCACAGGGAUCUCUGUUUAGGAUUAUCUUGCAAGUCAGGUGUAAUUUUGUGCCACUUUACAGUGAGAGAAUGUGUUAACAGGAUUAAUCUGACCUUGAAAAUUAUUUGGGCGGGCCCAGAAUGUCUGUUACAGUUCAAGUGCAACUUGAGUGGUUAAAAUGUGUAGUGGCUAAAUAGUGUAAAAUACCAAGUUCAUGAAACAAAUAUGGUGUUUCCAGGUCUAUUCCUAAUGCUGCUUUGACUCUGAUAUUCCAAUAUUAUCCAUGGCAAAUUCAGUGGAACCAGCUUGUACCUUGUAGAAGGCAGUAGCACGAUGGGUGUCCUGCAGACACAAUCAAUGCAGCCUGUGGGUGAGCUGUCCCAGGCUCUGUGUCAUGGAAGGGUGGGCAGCUGGGGGCCAAGUUCGUGGAUUUGUUCUGAAAAUUUGACUUGUACAAUUCUGAAGGACUUUGCCUCCUGAAUUCAUGACGGGAGCAUUAUGUGUUGUUUCGUGGGGUCGUUCCCGGUUCGCCUUUCCCGGCCCCUCGCGGUUGUGCAUGGAUGCGAUGAGUGUGCUGCCGACUGGGACAUUCCUUUUCUCUUAGAGAAGCAUGAGUCAUACUCCUGUAGCUCAGGCUUGACUGAAAGCAACCACCUGUAGUCAUUAAGUGCAAUAAGGACACCAAGGUGUCACUUCCACCCAAGCCAGUGCUCAAGCAGCUACGCGCCGCGCGGGGGGAGCUCUUGGCUGCAUGCUCUCCUUUCCUUUAGGAACUGUAUUCCUGUACAGAUGUCUCUGCCAGAUGCUGGUAACAGCAUUCUUAGCACUUACCUUGUGCUUUGUGUGUUCAAAGCAUUUUACCUGCACACGAGUGGAUUUUAUCUUUCUGGACUUUGAAAUAGAAAUAAAAUGUGUACAGAAAAGUAAACACUUUUCAAAGCAAAUGAACUAGAGUACUUUUAAUAACAUUUUUUUUGGUGUGUAAUGUUGCAUAUACAAGAUAGAACAGCACUUCAGGAUAAUAACUGAAAAAAAAAUAUUGUUGUCGUGAAGAUUCAGUUCUUCUGAAUCUGUAUUUGUAAAUCCUUUUUUUCCCAUUUUUCUGUCUUUACCAGGGGACAGGGGUUAGAGCAGAGCUGACUCUGGAAGUGACAAACUUAAGCUUUGCCCAUUUUUCUUUUCCCUGUUCUGCAGAAGUAGAACAACUGUAGGGACUCAAUGCUGCUGGCACCAAAGUUUGGGUUUAUUGCUAGACUCAAGUUCAGUCUUCAUUUGCCACCACAUGGAAAGUAACCCUGUUGUACAGGUGUGAACUGAAGGUUGAAUCUGAUAAUCAUAUUGGACCUUAAUAUGUAUUUUGGAUCCCAGGACAAUUUUAGAGAACUGGAAACUGCAGAAAUAACAUUGUCCUAUUUGCAAGCUGAGAGCAGUCGUUCUGGAAGUAAGUGAGACAGUUCUACAGACGUCAUCGUUUGCAUGGGUCAGAAAACAGAUGUUGUGCUCAUGAAAUAGCUUGGAGGCCUUUUGGGGGAAAAGAUGUCCUUAACUGGAUAGGAAAACAAAAAAGCCAAAUAUUUAACGUGAAAUUUGGGAGUGAGGACAUAGAGGGAUAUAUUAUAAGGAAUUGAACUUUUUUACUUGGAUUUUGAGCAUUUAGAAAACCCAAGCCUUUCUUUUUGGAUGUCAGAAUUGGACAGAUUGUUUCUUAAAAUAAAUACUUUUUUCCAAAGUGAGGUAGUGUCAAAGUGAUACCUGUUUAUUAAAAGAAGUCUUCAAAUAUAAUUUUCCUACAAAAGAGGCUUUGAAUGGGUUUUGUUAAUGUUGCUUUUAAUAGGCUGUAUCUGAAAGCUCUUUUUCAGUUCCUUUUCUUUUUCCUUUUGUACCAGAAGCUCCUGUGUUAACACAUAUCUUCAUAUCUGUAGGACCUAUAAUGCUCUAACAAACUUGUUAGAGAGGGUUUGAGAAGUGGGAUUCCUUUGGAGAAAUCCAUCUCUUCAUGGCAGCCCGGGAAGCGUGGCUCUCCUGUCCUGAGCUGCAGUGAGAGCUGUGAGCACUGAACAGCAUUAGUUUGCCUUUUUCUUGUCACUUCUCAUCUGCUCUGAUACCCUUCAGGGACUUCAAGGAAGGAAAUAGAAAAGUUGACGUGGUCACUUUCCCUGGAUGGCCCCAGCCCUUCACAUAUGUCUGUGUGGUGCUUUCCCAUGGAGCCCACAGGGAGGAGGACUUUGAUCUGUCUAGAUUUCCACAUCUGGGAAUAUUUUUUAAAACUUUCACUUUAUUUUUUUGGUACAAAUGGAUAACACAGUGUCUGCGUGUUUUAUUUGGUUUAGUAUGUUAUAGUGCAUUUCCAAAUGAAAUACAUUCUUAAAGCAAGGUGCUGAAUGGAGCUAAAAUAGACAAGAAGUCCACAUUAUUUCUGGCAGAAAAGUGGUGAAUGUUCUUAUUGACAUAAAGAAUAUUGUGCAAAGAUCAGCUCUGUGAUAUCUAACAAAUGACAAACUAAAAUCAUCCUUACUGAGGGUACAUUUAGUCAGACACAAAAUUGACCUUGUAGUGCACAGUGGGACAAGAAGGCAUAUAUUGAUUUUGAAUACUCCAAUGAUAGAAGCAUUCAGAAAGGGCUUGACCAGACCAUGAUGAAUAAAUUGUAUUUAUUUAUUAUAUUAUGCUAUGUUAAUCAGCUUCCUGAUGCAUGGCAGGUGGAAACAGGAAUCUGGGGCAGUAUUCUCACAAACCUCUUUAUCUGUUUUCUAUAAAGCAGAAAAAAGCAUUUCUUCACUAUUUUCUGCUUGGAGUUGUAAGCUUGUUUGACCCACAGUCUGAGACUAUGGGUGUGCACCAACUCUGUGUCUGGCUGUCUGCCAUGAAUACAUCAAUUAGCCUUAAUUAAAAGCCCUAUAAAAAGGAUUUUGUGUUGGGUUGAGCUCAGCCCUCCCCCUCCAGUGACAUGAGUGUAUUUUGUCUGCUUCAGAGCAGAUUCGGUUCAGACUGAGCAAUGGCAGAGUAUAUUUCUGCCUGCCUGCAGAGGAUGUAUAGACACACCAUAUGGAUAUAUACCUGCCCAUUUGGAAUAGGGAAUCAGAUCUGGUUCAUUUAAGACAGGUGUUUCAGACAGGUGGGAUAAAUCCUGCUCUGGAGGGGCCAGUCUCUCAUCAUUUACUGUAGAGUAAUGACUUCAGAUUAGACACUUGAUUUGUAGACUGCUAGAGGGUAAAUGGAGUGAAUCCAACCCAUGAUUCAAUCUCCCAGCCUGAUCUUGUUUGUAUUAAAAGGUGUCUCUAAAAGAGUCUGCUUACCAUCUUUCCAGCACUGGAGCAUUUUCACAUAGAUGUGACUGACAGUACAGGGAACACUGAAAUUCCUCAGCAUGCAGCCAGAGACAGUGUUCACCUCCUGAAUUGUUAAUUAGACAUUUGUAAAGACCAAGGAUGCUCAAUUCUUGGCUUGGGGUGAUCAGAUUUUUAAGUUUUUACCCCAAUACCAUGACAGGAUAGUCCAGGGACCCUCAUUGUCACUCACAGGUAUAUAGCAGCUGAGGUGCUCUUCAUCAUGAUGUGCAAUGCUGAGGCACAGAUGGGCAUCACCAGUCAAUUUUUGGACAGUGAAAGACUGUCACCUAUUUGGGAUCUUUGGCUGCUCUGGGGUAUUUAGGGUGAUAGGAGUUUUAGUGCUGAGCUGUGUCUUGCAGUGGAAAGAUGACAAGGCUUGGAAAUGUCCAGUGAAGGGAAGACUUGUAGUGAAGAGCAGCUUCCAAGGUACACAGAGAGUGGUGGUGGCCCAGGACACAGCAGAGCCCUGGCUCUGUGCUGUGCAGUGGGAGGAGAGUGGGGAGAGAGAGGAGAAGGAUAUAAAGAAUGGUGUCAAAAAAUAGUGACAAUAUUCCACUGAAGGCCAUAUUGUCUCUGCACAGUUACUGUUUGUGUCUCCAAAAUUUAUUUAUUUGGAAUUUGGCAGACUCCUCUUUCCUUCAGGUGGUGUAUAAGGAUGUGGCUGGCAGACCUUUCUGGAGUGACAGCUGUGGGACAGGGAAGGGCCAUUAGAGGAGACUCAGAUAUGUAUCCUUAGAGGAAUAUGUGGGCUUCAGAAGAGCCAAAGCUCUUCCAGUUUGCCAAAGACCUGUUGGAAAGGGGCAUAUCGUAUCCAAACUGUGUAUCAUCAGUAUACAGACUCUAUAUUUGAAGCUGAGCCUGCUAUAAGCAGGGAGGGUUAGACCAAGUGAUUUACAAAAGGUCCCUUCGAAGCUGUGAUGUUUUACCAUUCAGUGAUUCUGUAGAUUUUAAUAGCACAAACAGGAGGUAAAAUUGGAAGGUUCUUAGUUACAUUCCAUUAUUUUCUGGUUUUUAGUUUAAAUAUCAUACUGAGGAAUGUGGUGCCAAUUUUCAAGAUAAUAACUGUUUCUAACAGCCAAUACUCAUCAAGCAGACAGCAGAGAAAUUUGGCAUAUUCUAAAACUAUGGCAUAUAAAUAAAUCAAGCCUUUCACUGGGUGUCAGCUAAAAUCCACACUUGAUGCCAAACACUGAGAAUAAUGUCUCGGUGACUAUGCAGUUUCUGGAAGCAGUGGGCUAAUAUGGAUGCAUCAACAACACCCACACCCUCUUCCAGCCUCAUCCCCAGUCCAGUGAAAGCUGAUUACCGUGUCUGAAAAUGCCAUCAAAAAAUCAAUAGCAUUUGAGCUGGUUUUUGGUGUUGCCCUGGCAAACAUCCAAGGCUGUAGGAAAUGUGUGAAGGGCAGUGGCAAGUAGAUUUCUCAUUAGUAGCUGGAUCUGGAGGUGAUUCUCAUCCCUCUGGAUUCAGCCUGCUUCUCCCACUGUCUAUGUGGACACUAUUACUGAAAAGGCCUCAGCUUUUCCAAAGGAUCCAGGCACAUCCAUGAAGGCUGUGCACAUCACUGGAGUCUGCCCCAAGCCCCAUUCCCAGGCUUAUUCCCCGCUUGUCUAGGAAAUAAAUAAGUUUACACCUGACACUAUUAGAUUUAACUGACAAGUUAUUUUUCCAGACUCGGCAAGCUCCUCGAUGUCUAUGAUGGCUUACAGGGUUACUCACAAAAUCCAAUCUUACCAGCAGGUCUCCAAAUUAAACAGGAAUAACAGGACAAGCCUUCUGCCAUUCUCAGGGCAUUCUUUUAUUAAACAAACAUUCAUUUUUAUUUUAUUUUAUUUCUGGCCCUUUUGUACAGUCUCGAACAGCACAGUGUUGCAUAGGAUAGCUGGGAUUGGAGUGUUUUUUGGAUUUUAAUGAGCCAGUUUGAGAAGGGGAACUCAAGUGAGACACCAGCUUCACAUGCAGUCCAGCGUCUGCCAUGUGUGUGACCAUUUCCUCUGAUUUCCUCCUCCAGUUACACCUUUGGUGAACUUCACCACCAGCAGCAAUUUGAACUGGUGCCAUGCAGUGAGAGUAAAAAUUCUCUUCAUUUCCUUGGGCAGACCCUAGGGCUCUCCUCAGCAUUUCCUUGUGUGCUGUGCCAGGACAUGCAGGCACUUUCCUGUCCUGGACUUGGUUUCAGAAGAAUUUCCUGAGAUAUUGCACCUCUUUUCUCUGUCAACACAUCAUUUUCCUAGGAAAAAACUACAAAAAGCAACAUUUUCUGACUGAUCACUUGGGAAUCCACUUGCAUCCAAGGCUGCUGCCAGGACCAUUAGUGGGAGGUCACAGUUCAGUUUGUAAAUUGGGUGUCUUAUCUGAGCCCUCAUGGUAAAAGGCAUUUUUUUUCUAAAGGAAAACAAAAUUUCUGCUCUGCUUCUAAUUAGUCCUCUGUUGUCCCUGCAGGAUUAAUUACUGCCUUCUUCACUCGAAUCAUCAAAUGCUGUUUGGCAACAGCUUCUUUUUUUUUUUUAUGAUUUUAAAUAUAAUUAGGAUCCCUGGCACUACAAACAAGCUCAAUCAGGUUGUACUUUAAAAUUACAUAGCUGAAAUGUCACCUAAACUAGUAGUUUAAGCUUGGCUUUUGAAUACCAGCAACCCCAUUGCACUUGGCAGGUGUUCAGAGCUCAUCACUUUGGGGUCAUCAGUAGGUCAGUGUAAGCAUCCUUCUCCUGAAAUCAAUCACAGAAGGGAUUUUAUUCUGCAGCUCCUCCCUAGUGGGGCUUUUAGAAAAGAAUCAUGGGUGGAAGGAUGCAGUGGCACCUCCCAACUCUUCUUACUGCCUGUUGGUGCUCUGUAGAUUCACAGCCGCAUCUCUUUUUUACUUAAAAGAAGGGCUGAGGGCCACCAACUGCCUAAUUCUAUAAAAUGGUAAAUUCAAUUUAUCGAGUGGGAGAGGCAGUAGCUAGCAAUAAGGCAGGAUUUGGGUUUUAAAAAUCUGCCUGGUGGGAACUGGGCAAGCUACCAGAAAGACAAUAAAGGAUUUAUCUGGCAAUGGAUGCCAAAGGAAUGCUAAACAUGUGAGCAGGAGAAUUUAUUGAUACCAGAGGAAAAGCUCAUUAGUGUUAAAGUGCAAAGCAGGUCUGUAAAUGUACCUUUCAGCUGUCCUGGUAAAAUCUCUGUGCUCAGACAAGGGGAGUUGUGGCUUGUUUCUAUAGAGUGUAGAGCUGGCUAAUCAGCUUUCCCAGAAAAUUACACACAAAACAUGUUUCCUCAAAUGUAAUAGUUAGCACUCUUUUAUUAGCAUGGGCACAUUUCACAACUAACCUCAGUGUCAGCCUCCCCCUGCCACUAGUUUCACAGUGAUUCAGAGAUGCUCCUAAAGCUGGUACUGCAGUAUUUCUUCUAGGACAGGUUUGUUCUCUUACUUGCUUGUCACUGAUUGUCAAUUAUUUGCCCUUAAACAGAUUUGUGGCCCUGUAAGGGAUGUGGGACACCCCAAUAAGCCUGCAGCUUGUGGGGCUGCAGUGGAGAUAAAGAUUCACCGUAUUUUGUCUGGAAAACAUUCCAGCCAUAAAAAUACUCUUGCUAACUGUUUAAAGCUCCAAUGCCUUAUCAGCACAGUUUAUGUAACAAAAUCCCAUUAGUCCUGCAAACCAUUCUCACAUGAAUUAGGACAUGAUAUGCUUCAUAAACCUUACAUACCUAUUGACUAUUGUUAUGCAUAGUGCACUUGGCUGGGCUUUUACAUGCAGGUGUAGCUGCAUAUCUUGGGUUAAUUUCUAUGUGUUUUGAAAGCUUUGUAAUAUGAAGAAGAAUAUUUUGCACAAUGAAAGGCAGUGUUUCCCUUUCUUUGUCUGUUUGUUUAUCUCUUUUCUCUUUUUCCUUCCUUCCUUCUUUUCUUGACUUCUUGUUUACUUGCCUUGUAACUAGGCUAGCAACUGGUAGAAAUGAUUGAUUAAGUGAUAUUGCAUCAGCAGAUUUAAUGAGAUAAUGAUCUGUUUUGCUAUUUGUGUUCAGAAGAAAUAAUAUGCUAAUAUGAAUUGUAGUUAGAGUUGAUUUUUUAAUGUCCUGCUUAAAUACCAGCCAGUGACUGAGUGGUUCAGUAAAGUGGUCUCAGCAGAUCUCCUAAAUUGUAUUCUCUAUUUCGGAGGUAAAUAUUUUCAGGCUUUGAGCAUCUUGUGUAAAUAUUCUCAUUAAGGUCGGUGGAAAUGUUUCCAUUAAUUUCUCUAACCCAGUUCUCGCAGAGGGACCAGGACAGUGAGUUCCAGUGUGGGCUGAGCUUUCUUAAAACUGAGAACCGUGGGUACUAGAAUUUUAAUUUCAGGCCCUUGCCUAAUGCAAAUGGGUCCAAGAUUUCAUGCCCUACUAAAUGCUGCAUGCUGAUUGCAGGCAGAAAUGUAGAGGAUGUGUUUGAAGAUGAGGACAGCAAGGUGAAUUGCCAUAAAAAUCAGCUGAACCCAUCAGGGAAAGGCACUUUUUAAUUAACACAUAUUUGAAUCCAAAAGACACAUUCUUGGUGUCUGAACUGCCAGUAAUUUCCAUCCAAAGUAACUUCUCAAAAUUCAUGACUGUCUAGAAUAUCCUUGCACAAGUCAGAUAUGUACAGAAGCUGUGCAAACUCUCUCUGGGGAGAAGCACAGUUAAAAAUAAAGUUAUUAUUUCUGCCACAGAGAGAGAUGAUGACAAAGACAGGAGGUUGAGCACCAGGUACCGUGAGACUGAAUCCUGCUGUGCAGCCCUCCAUCUGAGCACUGCUGAUUCAGGUGUGGGCAGAUGUGCUCAGGUUUUGAGUCCUGGUUGUGUUUCCUCAUCUCUGUCCACACCUGGAGCAGAGCAGAGCAUCACACAGGGAAGGGGCAGCUUGUGUAGGACUUCAUGAAGUGUAGCCCCCACCCCAGAGCAGGCUUUGAAGAGUGAAGUCCUGGCUCUAUGAGGGCCAGUUUUGGCAUGGUUUUUAGGAUUCCUCCCCUGCCUCCCCCAUCCCUCUGAUAUGCAUAUGAGUUCCCACUUAGGUUUAAGCAACUAGUCACCCUAAGCUCCUAAAUGAAGAAAAAUAUAUGCGGAAUAUAUACUGGGAGGAAAGAGUGAUGAGGGGUGGGCAUGAUCUUGCCUGUGUCUGUGCACCCUCAGCUCUGUAGUGGUGUCUGUCGAAAUAUCCUUGUAAGAAAAUGCUCACAGUAUUCUCACAAUUAGUGUCAGGGGGAGAUUUUUCUAAGUGAAUUGUCAUCACAGAGGACCUUGUUACAGUCAAAAUAUGGUACUAUUUUUUUUAAGCUUUUUUUUUAGGCUUCCCCCCUCACUGCAAAUAACAACUGAAAACUAAACUGAGCAGGAGCUGCUGCACAAGCCUGCACAGAGAUGCCGAACCUAAAAAACCAGCGUGCCCUUGUGGGAUACCCACAAGGUCUGUGCUGAGCAUCCAUCCUUGGCAUAACCUACCUUCUCUUUCUUUUUCUUUGCUGAAAUGCAGCUGCAUGGUCAAUGUGCAUUUUUUUUUUCUUUCUGUGUAUCUGCAGACCAGCGCUCCCCGUCCCACACUUGUGCUGAGGCAUCUCUGUGCACCCCUGAGCACCUAACAGGGACCAUGUCAACUCUAAUCCCUGGUUUGUGGGAGUCUUUCCACUAACAUUAGCAGCACUUUCAAAGCAUAAUGGGCUUUAAAGCCUCCUUUUUUACCCUGAGGUCCUUACUUUUGAGUUCAAAUUUCAAGGUGUCCCACUAGCUGAAAAAGCACCAGGUGGUAUAAUCGUGUUUGUGCAACCCUCAUGGACAAGGUGGGCAAAACAACUGGUUUUAAAAGCUCAUGUUGGAAAACCUGGUCUACAGAGUAACUGCAGCUUUUGAAUGUAUGUGAUUCGCAGACACUGGACUGUGAGGAGGAAAAAUAUUUUGAGAAAACUCUUUUUUUGCAAGUAAGAAGUUGGGGGAAAGGGUUAUUGCUCAGAUAAUGUUUCUUUUGUUAAUACUUGCUGCUCUUUGUACACUAGCCAAUGCAAAUGACAUUCAUGUUCCUGACAAUAUUUUUGAACAGCCCAGCUAUCUUUUUUGCUCUUGUUAAUAUACUGAGGAUUUGGGGGGAUUUUAAAUGCCUCCGCCUUUCAGGAUUAUUUCUACAAAAGCAAUUGAGAACUGUAUUUUGACAGCAGGAAGCUUAUAAAAACCUAGAGAAAAAAAAAAUAAAGCAUUUGAAACUGAACAGCUAUUGAAGGAAUGCACCUCUGCUACCAUAUCUGAUCACAUCAAGGAAGGACCAUCUUUCUACUGAAAAUCACACAUCAGUUUGUACAGAGGGGAUGCUCCCUUGACCACUCGCGUGACUGCCCAGGAGGAAUGUGUGGGAACGCUUUCGUUAGUCGUGACUCUCCUGUCACUUUUGGACAUUGCCAUGUGUGGUCGGUUCAAAUCGGUUUUAUCUGUAGCAAGCUUCUUGUUGCACUUUUUCUGUUUGCUAAAAUUCAACAACAAGGAAAAUGUGGGUCACUUUAAAGCAUUGGCAGACAACUGUUUCUAACCCAAAGGAUUAUGGGUUUUAGCACAAUGAACUGUACUUCUUCAGGGAGGAUCAAUGUCGAUUUUUUUGUUCCACACGUCUUUAUUUACAUGUGGCUAUAUUUUCAUUGAUACAGAAUAAAAAGUGCAUUUUAUUGA
Molecule: messenger RNA, 15692 nt
Organism: Corapipo altera (White-ruffed manakin)
Lineage: Eukaryota; Metazoa; Chordata; Aves; Passeriformes; Pipridae
Gene: KCNH5
Product: potassium voltage-gated channel subfamily H member 5
Exons: 11
Coding region: 1-2901 (966 amino acids)
Biological process (GO): potassium ion transmembrane transport; regulation of membrane potential
Cellular component (GO): membrane
Molecular function (GO): voltage-gated potassium channel activity
Source: RefSeq, a predicted model, not a curated record